AAAAGGGCAAUCUAUCGGGAUUCUAAUGAUUGUGUGCCACCUGAUUCGGGAUGAAUGACUGCAUAAAUGUAGGAGUGAAUGAUGGUCAUUUCUCUUUUUCCUUAUUUUGUUUAUAAAUAAAAAUAAAAACAUGGACACUGGAAACCACAACGUUUUACAGUUUGUGUCUGCGGCUGCUCAGAUUUUUGAAAAACAAGAAACAGAGGAUAUGGAAGCCUCGUCUUCUUCUAUCAACACGACUGAAUUGUUACAGUCUUCAGAUGCUUUAUUCAAUCAAACAAGUCAUUGGAGUAUGACUGAUCAGCAAUUAACAUCAGAUCAUAAUGCUACCAUUGAAGAAAAGUCAAGUCAGAUAAAAGAGCUUUUAGCAGAAGCAACAGGAAUUAUCUACGAGGAACCUAAAACAACCUUACCGUCCAGACAUAAUCUACCCAUGACUUUAGAAGAGCGACUCAAGGUAGUAUUCAACUUGCCAUCGAGCGAAGUAUUAAGAGGAGAAUGGAUCUGUUAUAUUGUACAAUCUGCUCUAGUUCCUGGAUGUAUGUAUCUGACGGAUAACUUUAUAUGUUUUUAUGCUUCUUUACCAAAAGGACAGCUUCAGUUCCAUAAAUCAGGAUACCUUUUGAUAAAAAGAGCGGGUAAAAUGAAAAGCAAUUAUGAACGAUACUACUUUGAUAUCCAGAAUGAUGUACUGGCGUGGUAUGAAAAUCCUACAGAUAACUACUCACCAUUGGGUAAAAUUGAUCUCAAGUCCAUAUUGGCUAUUCGUCAAUCUGUCAAACGAAAGUAUGGAUUUAGAAUUAAGACAACUACAAAGAAUUGGCAUUUCCAAGCAGAUACAAAGGCGGCCAUGAUUGAAUGGACCAAUGCUUUACAAAAGGCGAUAUUUAAGGCAAACAACAGUGGGUCGAACCUAAAGAUCAUAUUACCUUUUCAAAAUGUGUUGGAUAUCGAGCAAACAGAGGCAUUUGAAUUUCAAAAGUUUUUAAAGAUAAGAGCUGUCGGUAUCGAUGAUAGCUUUGUGGUGGAUGAAUAUUAUUUCUCUUAUUUUGCAGAUAUCGAAAAUACAUUCCAGCAUCUCAAGUCAGCAUGGGAAAGUCAUUCAUCCUUUCAACAGACAUCCAGCACGCCUAUCAGCCAAUCACCCACAUUAUCCAUAUCUGACCUACACGAAUCUGAACCUCCGUCUGUUCCUUCGAGCACAAUCAAGCGCAUGAACACAGUGGUGUCCAGCGCAUUAUCCGUACCAGGAGCUAUCAAAGACUACUUAUACCCUUCCAUCUCUUCUAAUAGUAAAAAACCAGCAGAAAAACUAGAGGAAUCGUCAAGCUCAGGUGAUGAGGAUUAUCAGGCUAUUGGCUGGUUACACGGCAAACGUCAAUCAGGGAUGAAAUUGGUCUAUGGACUUUUAGGCGGAGCAGCUGGCAGCCCUUCGAUUGCCUUGGAGAAUGAAGAUGAAGAAGAGGACGAAGAAGAUGAUGAUCCUGUCAAUAGAGCCGAUGAAGCUGAAGUAUUAGAUGAUCGUACCAUUACCAAUUUUCGAAAAUACUUUGUUUUACCAGAAACCGAAAAACUUCUUACAGUCUAUAGAUGUUCCUAUAUGAAAACACUUCCUUGCUAUGGAAAGUUGUAUAUUUCCACAAACUAUAUUUCAUUUAAUUCCAAAGGAUUUGCGUCCAAGGCAAAGAUCAUUAUUCCCUUUACAGAUGUCAUAAGGGUACAAAAGUUAAGAAGUCGCGGCUACAUAUUUCACUCUUUAAGCAUCACAACACAAACAAAACGAGAGAUAUUUCUAGAGUUUUCAUCCAUUUCUAGACGCAAUAGUUGUUUUGCAAGUCUCUUUAUUCAACAUAAACGUGUCUUGGAAUCAGAGCCAGAUAAGGCAGAAGAAACGAUACGAGAUUGGGAAGCCAAGUUGAUGGAAGAUGAGCUAAGAGACAAUCAAUUGGAUCACGUCGUUCCUCAAAAUGCAACAUUGCCUAUCCUUUCGCGGAGCAUGUCAAGUGAAUCGAUUGUGUAUAAAAAGCCUGAAAGGUCGUUGCAUUUCACGUGCAUCACUAUUGGCACAAGAGGUGACGUGCAGCCCUAUAUUGCUUUAUGUAAAGGCCUGAUGAAGGAUGGUCAUAGGUGCAGGAUAGCAACCCAUGAUGAGUUUAAGGAUUGGAUAGAGGAGCAUGGCAUUGAAUUUAGAACAGUCGGUGGAGAUCCUGGAGAGCUGAUGAGGAUUUGUGUGGAAAACAAUUUCUUCAGUGUGAACUUUGUUAGAGAGGGUCUGAGAUUGUUUAAGGAUUGGAUUGAUGAAUUACUUUCUCUUACAUGGGAAGCCGUCCAGGGCACCGACGUCAUCAUUGAAAGUCCAAGCGCAAUGGUUGGAAUCCAUAUGGCUGAAGCACUUGGAGUACCCUAUUUCAGAUCAUUUCCUAUGCCAAUGACCCGCACUCGAUCAUUUCCACAUCCAUUUGCAACACCCAAUCACCCCAAGGGCCGGCUCUAUAACGACAUGACCUAUGUUCUAUUCGAUUAUGCUGUAUGGAGAGCCAUAGCAAGCCGAACGAAUGCGUUUAGAAAGAACAUACUGAAAAUACCUGCCACAAGUUAUGAAAAACUAGAAGUUUGGAAAAUACCCUACCUUUACUCAUUUAGCCCUAAUAUUGUGCCAAGCCCACUCGACUGGCUGGACUGGAUUCACUGCACUGGAUACUGGUUCCUUGACAACCCCCAAACAGGCUGGAAACCUGAGGAGAAGCUAAAGGCAUUUGUUGAAUCCAAAGAUACCCGUCCCCUUGUUUAUAUCGGAUUCGGUUCUAUUAUUGUCUCUGAUCCAAAGGAGAUCACUCGCAUCAUCGUCGAAUCUGUCUUGCUCUCGAAUGUGAGGGCAAUUGUAUCCAGAGGAUGGUCCUCAAGACUCCAGGGUGUUGCUCAUGAAGAAGAUGACAUCUUAAAGAAACACCCUGAUACGAUAUUCAGCAUUCAGUCUGUGCCUCAUGACUGGCUGUUUCCUCAAGUACGUGCUGUCGUUCAUCAUGGUGGAGCAGGCACGACAGCAGCAGGAUUAAGAGCAGGAAGACCCACGAUCAUCAAACCCUUCUUUGCCGACCAAUUCUUUUGGGGAGAACGUGUAGAAGAGAUGGGAAUUGGCCGAUGUAUCAAAAAGCUAACGGUCGAGAGCUUGUCAGCAGCACUUCGUGUAGUCUCUACGGAUGAUCAUAUGUUAAAAUUAGCAAAGAAAGUGGGAGAAAAGAUCUCAUCGGAAGCGGGUGUUGAUACAGCCAUUCAGUGUAUCUACCGUGAUAUGGAACUUGCCAAGGCUCGAACACUCUCUUCUAUACAAGGAAAUGCCUGUACGAAUGAUCAAGAGUAUAUAGAAGAGGAUUGGACAUUGAUUGAUGAAGCAACCGCAUCUGGUUCAAUAUCCCCUGAAACGUGGAUGUUGAAAGAACAAAGAGAAAGCACAUAAAGAACAAGAUAAUCGUAUCAUCUUUUUAAUAAAGUAUAUUUACAAGGUGUGAUAUUAAGCUGCAUUCACUCUUAAACUGGCUUCUGUUGUGAUUGCUUCAAUAACGUCUAGUUUCAGUAACUCCUUGACUGAGUACUCUAAUGAAGCUUCAUAGGUAUAUACAAUAAUUGAAUCGUUAAUGUGCAUAUAUUGUUUAGCCAAUGCUGCAAUGCAGUUCGUAACACGAGCAAUUUCCUGUCGUUCAUCCUCAGUAACAGGCUAUGUAUAUGUAGAAUGAGUAUGACCAUCUUGGAUAUUUUACAUGCUACUUACAUCAUUUAUGCUUGA
This is a messenger RNA of Rhizopus microsporus ATCC 52813, 3784 nucleotides long. Its product is annotated as UDP-Glycosyltransferase/glycogen phosphorylase. Gene Ontology annotation, biological process: carbohydrate metabolic process. The transcript is spliced from 15 exons. The coding region runs from base 131 to 3457 and encodes 1108 amino acids. Gene Ontology annotation, molecular function: UDP-glycosyltransferase activity; hexosyltransferase activity. Lineage: Eukaryota; Fungi; Mucoromycota; Mucoromycetes; Mucorales; Rhizopodaceae. The record is from RefSeq and is a predicted model, not a curated record.